This is a messenger RNA of Saccoglossus kowalevskii, 999 nucleotides long. RefSeq lists its product as uncharacterized. Lineage: Eukaryota; Metazoa; Hemichordata; Enteropneusta; Harrimaniidae. The record is from RefSeq and is a predicted model, not a curated record.
AUGAGUCAGAAAAAUCCCCGUUCUUAUUGCGGUGUUGCAGAAAUUGGGUAUCAGUCAGUCGCGAGCUACAGCUACAUACGUUCCUGUGAUCUCCAGGCUCGUGUAUCCGACGACGUUAAACUCAGAGCUAAUACCAUGGAUGGAAUCGCGGUGACGCCCAGUACUGUAAACUAUGCAGAUAAAUUUGUUGAGUUUGUCGAACGUUUGUUUACAAGUGUGUUCUACCUGUUUGCUGUAUACGUGUUCAUAUGUAGAGUAAGGGGGGACUAUGUUCCAUUCAUCUAUGCAGUAGGCACCAGUGGCCAGCAUUCUGUUGUAAGUACUGGUGAUCUGAUUUUCAUGACACCUAUUGGUCAGCACUCGCACUUGGACAUCGGUGACAUUGUUACAGUGAAAGAUACCAGAAAAUAUUAUGACUAUUACAUCCAAAAAGUAACAGACAUAUAUCAGCCAAGUGUCACGGACAUUGACCCUAUGGUGGAGAUUCAGUACCAACGAGAAGACAGCAUACAACUAGAACGUCGCUGGUUCAAAUUGAGUGAUAUCGUCGGAAGACAUUACUUCAGCGUGUCUUUUCCAACUCAAAUGCUGGAUGAGACAAAAGACGCAGUCUGCAAAGUUGCAGACGCACGAAGGCACACCAUCCACGAAUGGGUAUCUAUCAUUGGCAACGCUAUGUAUUUUCAGUUUCUACACAACUCUACUUUCUGUUCGUCUUCCUACUACACGAAAGCUAUUGAACAACAAUGGAUAAAAAAUGUAGGAAUGAUCAGACAUGUUGAGAUACCCAUGCCUUGCUGGUACAAACAAAGGGUUGUGAUUGAGGAUAUUCUUUCAGAGGAUGAAAUGAACCGACACCUUCAUGUCAUAAUAGCAAACUUAGAAAAUUGGUUUUCGGUGAUUGGUCUGUCCGAGAAAUAUGACCUUACUCUGCAAAUGCUAGAGGCAGCGUACGUAGGCCAUACUACGAGAUAUGCUCUACGAAUAAAAAUAAUAUAG